AUGGAAAAUGAGUCCUUCGGCUUUAGUUCUGAGUUAACCCUUGAUCCGUUUGUUAUCCCACCUGGAGGAAAGUAUCCUAUAUUUUUUGUUGGUAUUGUCAUUUAUAUUUUUGGAAUUUCCUGUAACCUGACCUUGCUGGCUCUAAUCAUACUGAACAGAAACCUUCACAAACCCAUGUAUUUCAUCCUGUUUAGUCUUCCACUCAAUGAUCUCAUAGGACUUUCUGCAAUGCUGCCAAAAGUACUUUCAGAUAUUGUUACGGAGACGCAUAAAACGCACUAUCCUCUUUGUGUGUUACAGGCAUUCCUGCUGCACAUGUAUGGUGGUGGAAUUUUGUUUAUUCUUGCAGCAAUGUCCUUCGACCGCUAUGUUGCCAUCUGCAUGCCGUUACGCUACAGCUCUAUCAUGAUACCAAGAGUUGUUAGUUGCAUUAUUGCUCUAGUUUGGGGUCUUGAUUUUGUCUUGAUUUCAUCACUCUUCUCUUUGCAGACGAGGCUUCCCAGGUGCAGAUAUGUUAUUAUGAAUGUAUUUUGUGAUAACCCAUCUCUCCUGAAGCUCACGUGUGGAAACACAACAGUCAACAAUAUAAUAGGAUUGUUCAACACGGCCGUCAUGCAAGUUGUAAGCGUGUCCAUUCAGGCAUGUUCCUAUGUUAAAAUUCUCCUCACAUGUGUGGCUACAAGGAAAACAGAAGCAAAGGCAAAAGCUGUCAACACGUGUGUGGCUCAGUUAGUUAUACUGGUCAUAUUUGAGGUUGUGGGAACUUUCACGAUUUUAUCUCACAGGUUCAAAAAUGUCUCAGUUGACAUGCAAAAGAUAAUGGGCAUGCUAAUAUUUAUUGUGCCUCCACUUCUUAAUCCAAUCGUGUAUGGGUUGUAUACAAGGGAAAUACGAAACACUCUCCUGAGAGUCUUAAAAAAAAAGAAUAUCCAUCUAAAUCUUUAA
Molecule: messenger RNA, 945 nt
Organism: Archocentrus centrarchus (flier cichlid)
Lineage: Eukaryota; Metazoa; Chordata; Actinopteri; Cichliformes; Cichlidae
Product: olfactory receptor 52B2-like
Exons: 1
Coding region: 1-945 (314 amino acids)
Biological process (GO): detection of chemical stimulus involved in sensory perception of smell; G protein-coupled receptor signaling pathway
Cellular component (GO): membrane
Molecular function (GO): olfactory receptor activity; odorant binding; G protein-coupled receptor activity
Source: RefSeq, a predicted model, not a curated record